Molecule: messenger RNA, 1755 nt
Organism: Suillus paluster
Lineage: Eukaryota; Fungi; Basidiomycota; Agaricomycetes; Boletales; Suillaceae
Exons: 2
Coding region: 367-1266 (299 amino acids)
Source: RefSeq, a predicted model, not a curated record
GAGACAAUGUGAUAGAGAAGCCAUCAUAGGUAGUUGAUGAUCAGUGUCUUCGAAUCCCUUUCGCCCGAAGUAUGUCGCGGGUGAUUCCUCCUUACUCUCCCUCUGACUGGCACAUUAAGUGUCGAGUCAAAACACCGUCGGGUGGGAACUUCGCAUGCACUGUCUUGUGACGCAUGCGUGGCGGCUUCUGCGAUGUCCGUCUCGAAGAAGGAGAUAUGAUGCUUUCGUUGUAUAAUUGUUUUCUGUCUAUACAAACCACCUCGUGUCCCUUCCUCGAGGCUUUAUAUCCGCAUACUGAACGCCGCAUUUGAAGGGCGAUUGUUCCCCUGGGUUUAUAUUCAGCCGUUCUCACUCGAUUCAUCGCCCAUGGAGUCCCCCACCCCUUGCUUGCGAGUCACUCGACUAGCACUCAUCCACGCUGUCCUCGCAUACAUUUCACCUGAAUUCAACGUGAUGUCAUGUCUCCCUCUCGCAUUGCCCACCGAGAUCCGCCUUCGUAUUCUUACCUAUCUGCAUCUCACGCUUUCGGCCUCCUUGAUGGAAUCGCUCAGCCGCAGCCUACAGAACGCCCUCGACGACAUUUGUGAUAGUUGCAGAGCCUACAAUCUCCAGGUCUACGGUGAAAACAUGUCAGAGUGGCCUGAAAUCAGGGUCACUGGGGGUUGCUGGUGUGCUAAAAUUGGCGUGCACCUGCGGCCAGAGAUCGCUCGUGAUCGGUGUAAUUCCGACGUAUGCGUCGAUGCCAAAAUCCGCUCUCCAAUGGCUGACUCCGAUCCGCCGCCCUACUUCACUUUUCACCUCCGUCACAUUGCCGUAACCUAUCUAUCGACAACCUCACCCUCUCCUUAUAUGCGUGAAAUAGAGGGGGUGGUAACGUCGCAUGCAGGUGCCAGGGAGAUUGACGCCUUAGUCUCGAGGGUGCUGCGGCAGUUUCAUUGCUACAUCCCUCCCUCAAAAACCAGGGCAUGGAAUCUGGAAGACGAGCUUUGCAUCAUUCCGGUCUCUGAAGGUCGGUCUAACGACCGCUCUGAGGAUGAGAUAUUAUGCACGCUGCAGCUCAGCUUGGAGGUUGACCGGCACCGCGAUUUCUCAUCACGUUCAAAUCUUCAUCCGAGGAACAUGAAGUUCUCACUCCCCUUAAUAUCCCAUUCCUCUGAUUCAGAUUCGAAUGCCGCUUCUAGAUACAUCUCGCUCUUAUGCGGUGUGGGCCUGGCCUGCGUGCUAUUCAGUAUCAGUUAUGGCAGUCUGGCUGCCUGGUCGUAUUGACCUCCGCACACUCGCAUAUUCCAUUUCCGCGCAUACUUCCACAUCCGGCCUCUCCAGGAACGUAAUACCAUUUUCUGCUUUGGAGAUCAUAUUCUUGCAACUCCCAGAAGACCGUCCUCCUCCGUCUUUACCGCGAUCGACUCGAUGCGAUGUAUUCAUUAGAUUCGUUGCAGUACAUUAACACAUAUGAUCAUCCACUCUCUGUACGCUAUAUGGACCGUAGUUAACAUGCAUGCCCUUACCUGUACUUGUGAUAGACAAUAGAUUUGCCUAGUCACAGUAGCGUUGGCGGGGCGUCUUUCCUCGUCUAUUGCCCUGUAGUCGAGAAAAGUUUUAACGUCUGAAAAACACCUGUCAACUGUGAUAACCCCGAAUAGGUACUCCUGUAAUCGAUCACCUUUCUAUUGGGGUCGAUUGUUGCAGACAGUCGCCCUAUUGCCAGACGUAUUAAUACGUGCCGGCGGCUUAUAGAUCUAUAGUAUAUUGUUU